This is a messenger RNA of Zingiber officinale, 2648 nucleotides long. Its product is annotated as stachyose synthase-like. NCBI's taxonomy places the organism in Eukaryota, Viridiplantae, Streptophyta, Magnoliopsida, Zingiberales, Zingiberaceae. The transcript has 4 exons. The record is from RefSeq and is a predicted model, not a curated record. The coding region runs from base 7 to 2559 and encodes 850 amino acids.
CAGUUAAUGGCGUCACCAAGUGAACCCUGUGAACUCGUCUGUAACAACACUUUCUCUAAUGGAGUCGCCGAUCUCUUCUCACUCAGCGAUGGAAAUCUCACCAUUAAUGGAGUCACAUUGCUCUCGGAGGUCCCUGAAAAUGUCGCCUUUACGAGCUUUGGUGCAGUAAACCACGCUUCUUCCAAUGCGCCACCGUCGCUCGUCAAGGAAGUCCAGUCUCGAUCCCACAAGGGCGGCUUCCUCGGCUUCGCCCAUCCGGAAGCUUCCCCCUGUCCGACGAAUUCUCUCGGAAAAUUCUCUGACCGGAGGUUCCUCAGCAUCUUCCGGUUCAAGACAUGGUGGUCGACCAUGUGGGUGGGCAGCCGCGGCUCCGACCUGCAAGCGGAGACCCAAUGGGUGCUCUUCGAGGUGCCCGAGGUGGGCUCCUACGUUCUCCUCCUCCCCUUGAUCGAGGGUAAAUUUCGAUCUGCUAUCUCCCACGGCGACAGCGACGGCGACAGCGACCACGUACUGCUCUGCGGCGAGAGCGGGUCUUCCCGAGUGCUAGCCGACUCCUUCAAAGCCCUAGCGUACGUUCAUGUCGGCGACAACCCCUUCACCCUGAUGCGGGAAGCCUACGCCGCCGCUAGGGUUCACCUCGGCACGUUCCGACUGAGGGAGGAGAAGCCGCUCCCGCCCAUCGUCGACAAAUUCGGGUGGUGCACCUGGGACGCUUUCUACUUGACGGUCGAGCCGAUCGGGGUGUGCCGCGGCGUCAAGGACUUCGCCGACGGCGGGAUUCCGCUGCGGUUCCUCGUGAUCGACGAUGGGUGGCAAAGCAUAAACUUGGAUUGCGAAAACCCUAACGAGGACCGCAAAAAUCUCGUCUUUGGCGGAGAGCAGAUGACCGCCAGGCUUUACAGGUUCCAGGAGGGCGAGAAGUUCCGCAAGUACAGGGGAGGCAGCCUCCUCACCUCCGAAACCUUAUCCUACGAUAGGUACAAGCCAAAGAAGAUCUUUUCCAAGGCGAAGGAGGCCAAAGAAGCGAGAAAGGCCGGAAACAAGGCCAAAGAACUCGAAUUGAGACGAGAAAUCGACCAAAUGCUCGAGCAAAAAGGCGAAAUUUUAGCGGAAGGGAGAGUGGACAGCGGCGAGAGGGUUGGAUUGAGCGGUUUGAUUUUGGAUUUGAAGUCGGAGUUCAAGGGUUUGGAGGACAUCUACGUGUGGCAAGCGCUCUGCGGAGCGUGGGGCGGAGUGCGACCUGGAAGCACUCACCUGGACUCCAAGCUAGUGCCGGUCAAGCUCUCUCCCGGCUUGGCGGGAACCAUGAACGAUCUCGCUGUCGACAAGAUCGUCGAGGGCGGCAUCGGCCUCGUCAAUCCGGCGCAGUCAGGCGAGUUUUACGACUCCAUGCACUCGUACCUCGCCGGCGCCGGAAUCACCGGAGUCAAAGUGGACGUCAUCCAUACACUGGAGUACGUGAGCGAAGAAUACGGAGGCAGGGUUGAGCUCGCGAAAGCAUACUACGACGGUUUGUCGAAGUCGAUUUCGAAGAACUUUGAUGGUACGGGGAUCAUCUCCAGCAUGCAGCAGUGCAAUGACUUCUUCUUCCUUGGAACUUGGCAAGUCAACAUGGGAAGAACCGGUGAUGAUUUCUGGUUCGAGGAUCCUUACGGAGAUCCCAUGGGAGUUUACUGGCUGCAAGGCGCACACAUGAUCAACAACUCCUACAAUAGCCUGUGGAUGGGGCAGUUCAUGCAGCCGGACUGGGACAUGUUCCAGUCCGACCACGCCUGCGGUGAGUUCCACGCGGCGGCGCGCGCCAUCUGCGGCGGACCCAUCUACGUCAGUGACGCCGUCGGCUUUCAUAACUUCGAUCUACUCAAAAAGCUCGUCUUCAACGACGGAAGCAUCCCCAUAUGCCUGCACUAUGCUUUGCCGACGAGGGACUGCUUGUUUGCCAAUCCCCUAUUCGACCAAACGACCGCUCUCAAGAUUUGGAACCUCAACAAGUUUGGCGGUGUGAUCGGAGCUUUCAAUUGCCAAGGCUGUGGAUGGAACCCCGAGGAGAAGAGAGUGAAAGGCUACUCCCACUGCUACAAGGAAGUCACCGGAACAGUUCAUGUGUCAGACAUGGAAUGGGAUCAAGUGGAGACUUGCACCGAACUGGGUGAGGCAGACGAGUACGCGGUGUAUCAGCACAAGGCCAAGAAACUACUCCUCAUGGCUAGAAACUCCGACGCGAUCCGCUUCACCCUCCAGCCUUCCUCCUUCGAGCUUUUCAGCUUCGUGCCGGUGAAGAACAUGGGGACUGACGUGAAGUUCGCUGCCAUUGGGCUGGUGAACAUGUUCAAUUGCGGCGGGACUUUGAUGGAUGUGGAAGUCGAUGGGGUUGCUGUGAAGAUGAAGGUGAAAGGGGGAGGUGAGCUCUUGGUGUACUCCAGCAGGAAGCCAAGUGGGUGCUGCUUGAAUGGAGCUGCGGUUGGGUUCGAUUACUGCGCGGAGGAUGGGAAGAUGAGGGUGGAGGUUCCAUGGCAGGAGGAGAGUGGCGGUGUCUCUCAAGUCGCAUUUGAUUACUGAUCUCUCAGGGGUUUCCUAAUAAUGAUAAUAAAUGGUCCUGUUCUUUUAUAAUAAUGGGCUGAAAGCUCUAAUUUUUCUCUUUUCCCAUA